Molecule: messenger RNA, 9479 nt
Organism: Cinara cedri
Lineage: Eukaryota; Metazoa; Arthropoda; Insecta; Hemiptera; Aphididae
Source: the annotation of a GenBank genome assembly
CUCGACUAUCAAACCGUCUGGACCUACCUCGGUAAGGAAAACUUUCAAUUUUUAUGUUAUGUAAUUAUUAUUGUAUACCUGUAUAAUUUCAAACCGCGUUUUACGGAUUUUGAUUGAACGCAGUGGCGUAGUCAAGAUUUACCAAUUGGUAUGGAGAGAUGGGGGAUUUACAUUCUUAAUUUUACCUAUGGCUUAAAAAAAGCAAUGGGCGGGUGUCACGUCACCCUUCCCCUCUUCCUUGACUACGCCACGGCGAUUUUAUUUAUAACGAUUUCAAUAUAUGGUUACCGGAUAUUCUCUUUUCUUAUCCAUUAUCAAAGAAACAUCGAAUACUAUAAGUAAACCAAUAUAUUACUCAGUUUAAUAUUUUUUUUAACCUAUUCGUUCAGUUCUUAAAAUAUCAUAAAUCAUAAUAUUAUAUAUUAAUAUAAUUAAUGUAAUAUAAUUUAAAAAACAUUUUUUUUUUUUUAUUAGUAUCAUUAUAUUUUAUACUUAUUAUCUAUUACUAUUCCUAAUUAAUUUGUUUUGUAAUGAUACAGGUAAUAAAUAAUUAUAAUAUUAUUAUAUAGUUCUUUUUUUAAAUUUAAUAAAUACAUACGUUCAAAACCGUAAUUCAUAUCGUAAUUACAAUUAAAAAGAAAAAAAUUAAAAUUCGCUUUGCCGAUUCGAUCAUCUAAACCCAAUAAUUUUAUUGUCUCUUUAUAUAUUCGAUUCUGAACGAAGCGAGUAAUGUACCAUACCUACCUAUUAGUUUUACUGUGUGUGUGUGUGUUGUGUGUGCAGUGGUGUCGUCAUGGGUGGCCAGGGUGGACCUAACUUGAUAUUACAUAUUUGAAAAUGUAUAGAAAUACGUAGAAAUGUAGAAAUCAAAGUUAUAAUGCGUUUUCAAUUUAAGGAGAUUGGAAGCGACAAGUUUUUAUCUUUUUUUUACACAUGUGAGAUAUAGGGAAUUAUAAAAAUUGUAUUCUGAAAGCAGAUUUGAAUUUUUCAUGAAGUCUACUUAAGAUCGACAUUCCCACUUUUUUGAUUUUUGAUUUUAAUUUCUUAAAAAAUUAAAGUAUUCAAUUUUUUCAAUUCCUCUUUUAAUAAUAUGUUUUUUUUUUUUUAGAAUUUAAGGAGAUAAAUUUAAAGAGUAGGAAAAUCAAUCUCAAGUAGACUUCACGAUAAAUUCAAAUCUCUUUCCAGUAUUCUUAUCACUUCACUAGAUCAAUCGGUUAAAUAUUAUAUACAUUAUAUUUAAUCACGUCUAUAUCUCUAUAUCUCACGUGUGUAAAACAAAGACAGAAAAUUGCCGCUUCUAAUCACCUUAACUUAAAAUCAGGUAGAACUCGUUAUCUUAAUUUUUUAAAAUUAUGAGAACAGCGCAAAUAACAGAAAAAAAAAUAGAACCAUAAGUGUAUAUUAUAAAUAAUGUAAUAGGUAGACUAUACUAUAAAACCUAUUAUAAGAGCGGUACGGCGCACCGUCAUAGAUAUGAUGAGUAUAACAAUUGUAUUUUUAGAUUUCUUAUCAAGUAUACUUCAUAAUCUUUGCGAUAUAUUACAGAGUGAUUUUAUUAUCAUGAACCAGCAAUUGUCUUGGAGAAUUUUAAGUGCAUUUGAUUUUUGUUUUUUCUAAUUCCUGUGGAAUCAUUUAAACUUUUUUUUAAACCCAUUUCUAAUUUUAUACCCCUACUAAACUUAUAUACCUUAAAUAAGUAAUUACUUUUAUUUUUCGAAUAAGAACUCACUUUGUUGAACAAAGAUUCGAAUAGGAUUUUUUUUUUAGAAAUUUUGAUAUAUGUAACGCUAAUAUCAUAUUUAUUGUUUAUGAGUAAUAACCGUUUAAAAUUUAAACCGGAGGAGCAAUUAUUUAUCAUUUAAAAAUAGAUAUGAAAUUUAUUACCCUUCCUUACUCCUCCGGUCUAAACUUUAAAUAGUUAUAACUCAUAAACGAUAAAUUUGAUAUUAGUGUUAUACCAAAAUAUCUAAAAAUUAUAUUCUCUAUUUGAAUCUGUGUUCAAAAAGGGAGGGGUGGUUCAAAUUUAAAAACAAAGUAUAUACUUAUUUAAGGCAUAUGGAGUAAGGGAAAAAAUUAAAAAAAAGGUUUUAAAAUAAAGCUUAAACGAUUCAAUUAUGAUUUUAAAAAUAUUAAAAUAAAAUAAACUUACAAUCCUCUAAGAUAAUUGCUGGUUCAUGAUGAAAUAAAUCAUCCUAUAUAUGGAAAUAACUUUUGUUAAUCUCUAAUUUUAUCUGUUCAAUAGACGGUUUUUGUUACGCCACUGCCCCUGUCUAUAAAUCGAUGGCUCUAGUUUAGCCCACCCAGAUACAAAAUCCUAGCGUCGUUACUGGGUGCAGUAUAUGUGUGUGUGUUUUUUUUGUCUUUAACUUCUCUACCAGAAAUUGUUUUACAAUCAAAAAUUCUAUAUGAACUUUCAUGUAUUUAAUCUAAAUUUGAUGCAUUGGGGAAAUCAUUUUUUGGUAUUCCUUAUAAUUUUCAUAAUAAAUGAGGAAAACUAGAAUUUUUUUUUAUAUUAGAUUUUUUAUUGUUGCUCAAUAUGUUACAUUUGACAACUGGGGAAUAUACGAAUCAGAUAUUCAGAAUCGUUUUUUGUUGGUUUAUCGCUGCGAACAGAUAUAAAUUAAAUUACUCUAACUUAUCUUCCCUUUCGACUUCUAAAACAGUUGCACACUCACAUCAACAGUGUCGUCAAUUUUGUUUUUAAAUUUUUUUUUUAUUAUUUCGUUUAAAACGUUUGCGAUUUACGUUACAAUAUAUUCAAAAAUAUUCAAAACUUCCGCGUACAAUCCAUUUGCAUGGCAACUAUAAUAUUCUAAAAUUCCAGCACUCGUAUACGUCUCGUGUUUACAGGCCGUUUUAUAGUUAAACAUAUUAUUACCGUAAAGAUUAUACUGUAGUAUACUGUAGUAUAGUAUACGCGCGAGGUAUCACAUUUAUAUGUUUACCGUACAUAAUAUAAUAUAAUAUAUUAUGUACAGUAACUUAUUAGGAAUACGAUCUUAAAAUAACGUUCAGUGAUGCAUUUUAAUAUAGUUGGGCGAAAUAUAAUAUUGUGAAUUUCAUAUAUUAUAUGCUAUACUAAAUAGAAGCGGGGGCGAAUAUAAGAAUAGAUUAAGAGGACUGUAAACAGUGUAAAUCCAUUCCAUCUCAGCAUGUAGGAUUAUUACAAAUAUGACUAAAUUAUAAUUUAUUAUAUUAGGAACGCAUUUUUAACGCAUAUUAAAAGUAAAUUUUUGUAUCUCCCCUAAUCUAAUUCUUGGAUGUGCCUCUGUAUAUUAGUCGACUACUCUGAUGUCGUACAAUAAUUUAAUUAUAUUUUGCAGUCAAAAUAAUUUGCGGACCUUCGCGGUAUCACACGAUUGGGUAAAUAAAAUAUAUAUUUAGUAGUAAUAUUAUAGUAUAAUAUAUAUAAAAUAAUAUAUUAAUAAUGGAUACAUCACUGUGAAUUAAUAUGUAUUAAUUGAAACUGUUGUAUAUUUAUUGACGCUUUAAAUGUAAAUGCUGAUUAAAUGCAUCAAUAUGUUAAUUUAGAUAACUACUAUAAUAUAUUGUAGUGAUGAAACUUAAACGGGAUGUAAUAAUUAUAAACGAACUAUUUCGACAUUUGAUAAUAUAUACAAUUUAAAUUCGUACUUCUCGCCCAAACUACUGAACGGGUUGAAGUACACUGCGUACAUAUGUAAUUACAUACAUUAUUGGACCACGAAUAAAAUGUAUAGGCUAAUUCCGCCCCAGUAUUUACUUUCUUAAGGGGAACUUAAGAUACAUGAUUAUUAAUUUUAAGGUAUUUUUGUUGAUUUGUAAAAUCAACUAUCUACUUUUGAUUUUCAAAUGACAACCUACGAAAAAUGGCUUGAACAUGAAUUUUAAGUACAAUUAUUAACAUUAACCAAUCUUUUUCAUAUAAUAUAAAUCUUAUAUAAUGCAAUAGUAUAUACAGUAGUAAAUUUAUAAAUAAGAUAAGUUCUUAAACUAUAUAUUGAAUGUGGUUUUAACAUCUCGUGGUUUACAAAAAACUAAAUCUUAAUUAAUGGAAUUUCCUAAUCAUUAAUAUAUUAAUUAAUAUAUUAAUUAAUCGGCAAUAAUAAUAAAUAUUUAGUUUUAAUAUGAGGGGUUCAAAAUAUUUAUUUAUUUCUCAUGUUAUACGAUUCGCAAAGAUGUUGGUUUUUCCGGACGCCGUUUCGCGCCUGUAGACUCCUUGGACUAUUGGAUAUCUAGUUUAGGUCUGAGUUCCAUGCGUUACAAGUAGUUUACUUACGCGAUAUAAAAGGAAACGAAAUAUAUAUAAAUGUACAUAUACACUUUUGUCGCUAAAACGAAAACGCCAACGUUUUUGUAAUUUCCCGAUCGAACCUUUGUGAUGGACGCCGAUAAUUUUCUUCGAGUCGAGUGGCGCGUACGAUUCGUUUGGCGUUAUUGUUGGAAUAAAUUGCAUUUCAUUGAUUUCAACGUAAAUAACGCGCGAGUGUGAAUUUCGCGUCCGGCGACGAACCGUCUAAAAACGUAUGUUAUCAUCGUAUGUUUACGGCAAGACUUGUAACGCAAUGACGGAACGUAAAGAAAUCGAUUAGAGGUACUAUUCUCGUAUGUAAGUGUACACAUAGAAGAUUAAAAAAACCGAAUUUGAAUUAAUUAUUUCGAUUUUUUUUUUCUUACUGGUGUACAUUUAAAAACAGACUACGCGUGCAUUUACUAUUAUUUCGGUGUGACUAUCCGACAACGUGGCAAAAUGAAACCAAAAUAAAAAACCGUGAAGUUUAGGUCGAUGAUAAUUCGAAUUUUAGGUUUAAAGAAAUGAGAACAUUAACGAUGAGUGGCUGUAACAGUUUAGUUUAACAAUAUUUCAGUAAAAACGGCUCGGCGUCUUGUUUUAUUUGUGUAAUUUUGUAUUAGUUUUUAUAAAAAAUAGCUAAUUCUUACCAAAAUACGUUUUAUAAACUUUCGAUUUUAAACAACAAUUUAUUUCAUCUUAGAUAUUUUGGAUUUUUAGGAUUUUGUACAUUUUUAAGGCAUUUCAACACAAAGAAUUAAAUGAAAAAACAAUUGUUCGAGGUAUUUCUUAAUUAGAGCAGGUAUUUAUACAGUUUUGUAUAUUAUUAGUGUUUGCUUACAAAAAAUAGCUUAUUUAUACAAACAUAUGUUUUAUGACCUUAACGAUUCUAUACACCACAUUUUAUUAUGCAUAUUUAAGGAUUUCGUAUGUGUUAAACAUAGUUAAUAUACGAGUAUAUAUUUUUUUUGUAGUGUAUAACACCUACAUAUAUAUAUAUAUUACGGUUUUUAGAUCUGCAAUAGGUAUAUUUAGUUAUCAUAAUGAAAAAAGAGUAUAGACAAUAAGGCCCCGAAUGGAAUGGCAGAUUGAAAACUUCACGUAUAUUGUCAUUUAUCAUCAGUUAGCAACCUACAGUUUAUAAUAUUCAAUUAUAUCCGUGUACGAAAUCCAUUGUACCUUUACAGUUAUUCUGUCCAUAAAAGACGGACGACAUUUGAGAAAUGCUACAGAAUUCGUCUUGCGAUCUAUAUUGUAUUACUCAUGGAAAUCAUCGUUUUAUGCAAAAUGUAUACUCAACUAUAUUAUAACAAUACAAUAGUUUAGUAUGUUAUAAUAAUAAUAUUAUUAAUACUAUUAUAACAUAUACAACCAUAAAAUAAUAUUAUCUAACGCGCGUACAUAUUAGUUUUCCCUAACUAACGUACAGCUGUAAUUUAGCUAUAAUAUUUAUGUAAACAUCCGGAACAAAUGGUUCGAAUAUUUUGGUGGCAGUUUCCGGACGAUUCGAAAACAAAUACGAAAAUAAAAACAAAAAUUAUGCGAAAACAAUAUAUUUUAUUUGACAAAUUUCAGUAUGAAUAAAAUGUACUGUUGACAUCAAAAAUAUCAGUGGAAUUUAUCGAGAUAAGGGCCCAGAUAAUUUAUCAAACACAUUUACUACGUGGGAGCACAUAUUUAAAAUUUCAAAAGAAUAUUUGCAAAAUAUUUAGUUUUUAUGAAAUUUAUAAAUACUUCGUUUUUUAUUAUUUUUUUUUUUUUUAUGUAAACACAUUUUCUACCAAAAAGUUUGCUCCAUUUAUCAAAUAUAGCACGUUUUGUUCUCUGGGUGGUACUUUAAAAAAGUUUUUUUUUUUGAAAUUCUCAUUAAUAUUCGAGAUGAUGAGGAAAACCUGGUUUUUUAGGUUAAAAAAGAUUGAAAGAUUAAAAAUUAGGUUUUCAUUGGCAACCGUUUUUAUUUAUUUUUGUGUUAUUACUAAGUUUUUAUUAUUUUAAUCUUUGUUAAACAAUCAUUGUUGUCAUUGAAACGCAUAUUGUAAUCAUUUUACCAUAAUAUGAUAUAUAUUGUUAACAAAGCAAUGCUACUAACUGAAGUCCAGUUACUGAAAUUUACUCAGAAUCCUUUUUUCGAUAGCAAUGAUUUAUCAUUGCUUACGUAUGUACAUUAAAUUUCCGUCUGUAUCCUACCUUCUCAACUUCCCACCUACAACAGUAGCUGCACCUACGUUUGAAGUAUGUUCGUCCUUUUUCAUGUUUUAUUUAAAAUACAUAAAACUUAUGUGGAUACAAUUUGUCCGGCAACUCUUUUGGCAAUAUUUGAAAAUUUGACACAAGUUUCAUUUAAUAGUUGUUUUUAUGUUUCAUUCAUAUAACGAAAUUCAUUUGAUGUUGACAUUUUUUUUUAUCUCUUAAAGUUUAAAUUUUGAUGGGAAUCGUAAAAACCACGGUUUUUCGUGUAUAGUAUUUUCCGAUUUAUGUGAACCAAAUGUGUUUGGCAAAUUAAUUGUAUGGUUCUUAAAGAAAACAUGGAUUAUCAACUAUGGAUUAUUUUCUUCGGUUAUUAUAAGAAAUAAGCCAAAAAAAUAACUUAUGUUGCCAGUAGAUGUGACACUGUUUUAAGAGAUAAGUUAGAAGUUGUGUAUCUAUAGAGUAAUUUAAUUUUUAUUUGUUCGCAAGGAUAAAUAAUUUACUAAAACGAUUCUGAGCAGUCUUAUUAAUGAUAAUUGUUCCUCUUGUUGUCAAAGUAACUUAAAAAUUAACAAAAGUUAAACAAAAAAUGUCCAGUUUUUUUCAUUUAUUAAAAAAACUAUAAGAAAAAUCAAAAAAUUACCACUUCAUUGACUAGAAAAAAAUGCAACACGAAAGUUCUUAUAAAGUAUUAAACUAGAUCAAGAUAAAAUUUGGUUUCAGACACGUUAUACACACAUUCAAAACACAAAGCACAUCAUAAUUAAAUCAAUACAUUCUUCGUCGCUAUAAUAUUUUCGUAAUCGAAAAAAAAAAUGUUGAUCCUCAAAUUCUAUUGUUUUCCGGACACAACUUCGAAACAGGCGUGUGCCUUUUCCGAAUUAAUGUCCUUGGAGCGGGCUAUGCUUACGCUAAAUUCGAAUAUUACGAAUAUUAUAUUGAUCGCGUGUUUUUAUUAUCGAAUACUUCUAAAACGCGGAAACCUGAUCACCAUCACGCUAUUUCUCGGCCGAGCUUCUCACGGCAAUGGAGGCGGCGCGUUUUUAUAACGAAAUCAAAUCUGGGCCCUUUUCGCGUAAUAAUAUUUCUAUUAUUAUAUUAUUAAUAUUAUUUAAUAUUUCCCGAGGGAUGGUCCGCGGAAAAUUAAUGACAAUGUUAACGUUAGGUCAGAAUUUGAGCGCGGGAAACUAGGUAGUUAUAUUCGACCGCAACACGUUGUUUAUGGGGAAAAUUUAAUACAAUAUAAUCGCGUAUGGAAACGGCCGAGUCCACAGAGAGUAGGUAUCCGAUUACCGGCCGACGUUAUUAUUCGCUCGGACGUCGACCGGAUUUAUGCGGCCGAAAUCGCGAGGCGCUCAUCGCCGUGCGCCAAUCGGUAAAUGCGUUUUGAUCGCCGGAGGAAAACAAAAACCGAUCAUCGCGUCGAUUGAAGAAAGUAUGACGACGAUGUAUCGCCUGACGGUUAAUAUUUUAUUCAUUUAUAAUAAUAAACGGGCAUUAAGUCCGAUAAUACCUGAACAGAUUGAACAGAUAUUAAUUAGUAAAGUGAAAAAUAAAAUACAUUAAUAAUUUACAAUUGAAAUAAAAUAUUCAUGUUAAAAAAAUUAAUUAUUAUCAUUAAAUAAAAAAUAAAAAAAUGUUAAAUAAUUUGCAACUGAUAUAAUUUGAAAUUGGUAAUUAGUUACAGAGAAUAUAAUACUAGGGUGCUCAAUGACCAAACGUAUCAACUUGUAUUAUAAAUAAUUAAUAAAUAAUAAUACAAGCACAUAAUUUCAUUUUUCACCGAAAACUUAAAAAUGUAAAAAAAAAAAAAAGAAUUUCUUUUUUCGGUUGAAAAGUAAAUGCAUACAAUACCAACAACUUUAUCCUAAACAACGUUAUUUUUUUAACAGUAAAACUAAACGUUCGACACUAAAAUUUAGAUAUCGUUGCAAAUUAUUAAUUUUUAUAUUAAACAAAAUAUAAUUUACCAGAACGAUAGAUGUUUGACGAUAUAUCUAUUUACAUAAUAUUACGUUUUCCAGAUUUGUUAUUUCACCGUUAAUUUUCGAGCGAUUUUCUGGCGAUUCGGUUGUGAAGAUGGCUACGACAAACAAUAUGAUCAAACGAUACAAAUUACUGCGUAGAUGUAAAACAAAAAUUAGUGAAGAAGACUUGUUGGAUACAAUCUUGAAUAAUAACUAUUGCGAACAACAUAGUGUGAAAAAAAUAAUAAACAAUAUCGUCGAUAACGUUUGUGAAGCCGUGUUGGACGAUAUUAAAGCCGACGAAUUUUUGGUUAGCCGUCACCGUAAAGAACAAACUAAAAAUAUAACAUUUUUCGGCUAUACAAGUCAGGGACAGUCGUCGUCUUCGUCGUCCUGUGAUCAACAACCUACGACUGGAUCGGUUGUAAUCAACGAUAAAAACUCUGGUUUUACAAUUAUUACAAAUCCCACUGUUUUGACAAAUAAUAACGGCCGCAAUCAGUAUAAACAAAGACAACAAAUCGAAAAGAAACGAAGUACUACUGUAAAACGUGCGCAAAAAUCUAAAAAACAGAGACACCUUGUUGUGAAAUUCAAUAAAACUGCAAAACCCGUUGUGAUUCUGGAGAACGAAAAACAAAAAACGGCGCAGAGAAAAACUGCAAAAAUAUUAUAUUGUUACUGCAAUCGCCCGUACAACAAAAAAUCAUCAAUGAUUGGAUGUGAUGGAUCGAAUUGUCAAGUGGAAUGGUUUCAUUUCGAUUGUGUGGGCAUUAAAAAGGCUCCCAGAGGCAAAUGGUACUGUCCAGAUUGUCAGAAAAUUAAACCAAAAAACGAAAAAAAACCCGUACGUUAAAAUAUCAGUUAAAGACUAAAUAUUCUUAUAUUUUUCUACAUUUUUUAUCAAUUAUUAUUCUUUGUUUGGUUGUUUAUUUAUUUAUUGUUUCUAUUAUUUUUGUAUCGAAAACACAAAUUUUAUUUCACUGUAAAUGUGCUUUUGUUAUGAUUAAUUUCAUCAAAUUAUUAUUUACUGCAAUAUUAUUUUUCAUCAUCAU